Sus scrofa (pig) is the source of this 6165-nucleotide messenger RNA. NCBI's taxonomy places the organism in Eukaryota, Metazoa, Chordata, Mammalia, Artiodactyla, Suidae. The record is from RefSeq and is a predicted model, not a curated record.
CCGUGUUCGCGGGCGCGGGCCGGGCGGCCUCCGCCCCCGCCCCCGCCCCCGCCGCGGUGGCCGGGCGCCCGGCGGCCUCCGGGCUCUUUUGAAGAAGUAACUCGGCGGAGUGUCGUUCGCGGGGCCGCUCGCGCUGCAGGACGGAAGUCGGAGCCCGCUCCGUCGCCGCCGGGUGGGCGGGCGGCUGCUCCUGCCCGGCACCUGCUCGCCUGCGGGCCCGGGAGAGCUGGAGGGGCUUGGCCGAGGCCAGGCAGCAUCGGCGCUGGCGUGGGCUCCGCGGAGCUGGCCCGCGGGCGCCCGGCCCCUCUGCCCCUCUUGUGGCCUCCUGGCUUUUCCAGAAGCGUUUAAGGAGAGGCCGGUCUGCUGGUGGGAAUGCGUGUCCCGUCCAGAAGCCCAGGUCUGGCAGGAGCGGGGCCGAGAGCAGAGCUGGUGGGUGCAGGGGAAGGACGGGUCGGGGGCAGGGACCCUGUCAGAUGAGGAGCUGUGUGGCCUUUGAGGGCUAUUCCUCUUGGACCAAGUGGCCAGAUAAAGAGCUGCCGUGCCCUUCGGGAGAGCGGGGGUUUUGAAGGGCUGGUUGUGCUUAGAGCCACUUGGUACUCUGUUGUCGAGAAGAAAACUACAUGUUGGCUUUUAACUUGGUGAGUAGCCAACUGUUGCAUCUGCUCUGCCCCAGUAAAGACCCCUGAACUGGGCCCGGGCGCCCGGGGAUCCCCUGGGUGCAGGCUCUGGGGCUGACAGCUGGGCCUCGCCCAUCUCCCUCACAAGGGCUGGCAGGGCCAGCUUGGUGGUGGCUUGGCUGACCGCUCCCCAGGGUCCAGGGCUGGGGUGCAGGUGAGUUAGGGUCUGGCCGAUCAACUGCGGUGUUUUCCAUGCUUCUCCUUGCGGGGGGGCGGCGGCUAGUCUAACGUGAAACAGGUUUCUGCUCGAGGAAAGAAAAAGGAAACCGCAGCCUGAAAGUUCUCGUCUUCCAAGCGCACUUUGGGUCCGUCUGCUGGGAUUUCCUUUGGGGUUUAACAGCGCGAACCUUGGCUGGCUCUUCCCAGAGACUGACAGCCACCCGGGCCCACAGGCAGCCGUGGGCCUUGGGCUCCACCUUGAAAUGUUUGUCAGUUCCUCUCUUAAACAUCAUUUUGCCUCCUGUCAGUCAGGUGUGGUUGUUUGGAGGGUGGAGAGUCCUUGUCACCUGGUCUAAGGUGCCACUCUGCUUGGUAGGCAGUGGUCCAGAGUCAGGAGUCUCCCUCCAAGGGAGACGGAACGUAGGCUUGGUCAGUGACAGAUGGCAGACGUCCGAGGAGAGUAAAUUCCUGUAAAUGUCCGCGGCCAAGUCCAUGGCCAAGAUCUCAGGUGCCUGAGUCUGUGUGGCACGGGGUGGUGGGGGUGGCAGGUGUGCAGGGGUCUCGGUGCGGCCACUCCUGAGUCCCCGUAGAGGCUGGCUGGGGGCCUCCCAGGGGUGAAGCCUGCCCCCAGGCCAGUGCAAGGCUUCCCUCUUGGGUCCUGGUGGCCGGUCGCCUUGUGCCUCCGCGUAGGUGUGGGGGGAACGUGUUCCUGGGAGGAUGGGUUACUCCCGGCAGGGGUACUGCCGGGGUCAGCGCCCUGGGCUCCAGGGUGCUCUCCUGGGCUGUAGCAGGGCGGGGGGCGCCGGGGACCAGAGCCCCUCACGGGCCGGCCUGGUGCUCACAGCCUCCUGCCCCUGGAGUCCAGCUCUGGGCUGGGCUUUCUCCGGCAGCCCUGCUCGGGAGGGAUGUUGUGCUUGGCUGGGUGACCUAAGAGGGUGGCCGGCGAGCGCUGGAAACGAGACUGUCCUGGAAGGACCCGAGACCGUCUUGGAAGGACCCGUGGGCGCGGGAGCCUCUGCAGGGCCACGCCUCCGCCCACCCGCUCUGGUCCCUGGAGUCCCCGGGGAGGGUGGCCUGGUGGGAUGAGUGAUUUUGGAAACCUCAGGGACCGGUGAGCGGGGGGUUCGUUUGAUAGCGCGGGAGUCUGCGCCGCCCCCGCAUCCUCCGCGCCGAGGUAACGUGUGCCUGGUCUCUUUCAGGGAGUCGGUACCAAAUGAGGAGGAAAGGCCGAGGUCAUCGCGCCGCAGCGAGGCCCCCUUCCUCCCCGAGCAGCACGAAGCCCUCCCCCGCGCGCGAGACCCUGACCUACGCGCAGGCGCAGAGGAUGGUGGAGAUCGAGAUGGAGGGGCGCCUGCACCGCAUCAGUAUCUUCGACCCCCUGGAGAUCGUGCUGGAGGACGACGCCACCGCCCAGGAGAUGAGCGAGUGCAACAGCAACAAGGAGAACAGCGAGCGGCCGCCCGUGGGCUCGCGGACCAAGCGCCACAAGAACAACCGCGUCAAGAAGAAAAGCGAGGCCCUGCCCAGCGCCCACGGCGUGCCCGCCUCGGCCAGCGCGCUGCCCGAGCCCAAGGUGCGCGUGGUGGAGUACAGCCCGCCGUCGGCGCCCCGGCGGCCGCCCGUGUACUACAAGUUCGUGGAGAAGUCGGCGGAGGAGCUGGACAACGAGGUGGAGUACGACAUGGACGAGGAGGACUACGCCUGGCUGGAGCUGGUCAACGAGAAGCGCAAGGCCGACUGCGUGGCGGCCGUGUCGCAGAGCGUGUUCGAGUUCCUGAUGGACCGCUUCGAGAAGGCCUCGCACUGCGAGAAGCAGAAGCAGGGGGAGCAGCAGUGCCUGAUCGACGAGGACGCCGUGUGCUGCGUGUGCAUGGACGGCGAGUGCCAGAACAGCAACGCCAUCCUCUUCUGCGACAUGUGCAACCUGGCCGUGCACCAGGAGUGCUACGGCGUGCCCUACAUCCCCGAGGGCCGCUGGCUCUGCCGCCACUGCCUGCAGGCCCGCGCCCGGCCCGCCGACUGCGUGCUCUGCCCCAACAAGGGGGGCGCCUUCAAGAAGACGGACGAUGACCGCUGGGGCCACGUGGUGUGCGCCCUGUGGAUCCCGGAGGUCGGCUUUGCCAACACGGUCUUCAUUGAGCCCAUCGACGGCGUGCGGAACAUCCCGCCCGCCCGCUGGAAGCUGACCUGCUACCUCUGCAAGCAGAAGGGCGUGGGCGCCUGCAUCCAGUGCCACAAGGCCAACUGCUACACCGCCUUCCACGUGACCUGCGCCCAGAAGGCCGGCCUCUACAUGAAGAUGGAGCCCGUGAAGGAGCUGGCGGGCGGCGCCGCCACCUUCUCCGUCAGGAAGACCGCCUACUGUGACGUGCACACGCCCCCGGGCUGCACCCGGAGGCCUCUGAACAUUUACGGGGACCCGGAGAUGAGAAACGGCGUCUGCCGGAAGGAGGGCUCGCUCAAGACGGUCAGGGCCACGUCCAAGGUCAGGAAGAAGGCCAAAAAGGCCAAGAAGGCACCGCGGGAGCCCUGCGCCGCCCUGCCGCCCGUGUGCGCGCCCUGCAUCCCCCCGCAGAGGUUAAACAGGAUCGCGAACCAGGUGGCCAUCCCGCGGAAGAAGCAGUUCGUCGAGCGCGCGCACAGCUACUGGCUGCUGAAGCGGCUCUCCCGGAACGGCGCCCCGCUGCUGCGCAGGCUGCAGUCCAGCCUGCCGUCCCGCAGGAGCCCGCCGCAGAGAGAAAAUGAUGAGGAGAUUCAAGCCGCUAAAGAGAAGCUCAAGUACUGGCAGCGGCUGCGGCACGACCUGGAGCGCGCGCGCCUGCUCAUCGAGCUCCUGCGCAAGCGCGAGAAGCUCAAGCGGGAGCAGGUGAAGGUGGAGCAGAUGGCCCUGGAGCUGCGGCUGACCCCGCUCACCGUGCUGCUGCGCUCCGUGCUGGACCAGCUGCAGGAGAAGGACCCCGCCCGGAUAUUCGCCCAGCCCGUGAGCCUGAAGGAGGUCCCGGACUACCUGGACCACAUCAAACACCCCAUGGACUUUGCCACGAUGCGGAAGCGGUUGGAGGCGCAGGGGUACCGGACGCUGCGGGAGCUGGAGGAGGACUUCGACCUCAUCGUGGACAACUGCAUGAAGUACAACGCCAAGGACACGGUCUUCUACCGCGCCGCCGUGCGCCUGCGCGACCAGGGCGGCGUGGUCCUCAGGCAGGCCAGGCGCCAGGCCGACAGCGUGGGCUUCGAGGAGGCCUCGGGGAUGCACCUGCCCGAGCGGCCGGCCGCGGCCCCCCGGCGGCCGUUCUCCUGGGAGGACGUGGACAGGUUGCUGAACCCGGCCAACAGAGCCCACAUGGUCCUGGAGGAGCAGCUGCGGGAGCUGCUGGACAAGCUGGACCUCACGUGCUCCAUGAAGUCCAGCGGGUCGCGGAGCAAGCGGGCCAAGCUGCUCAAGAAAGAGAUUGCCCUGCUGCGCACCAAGCUGAGCCAGCAGCACAGCCCGCCCCCGCCCGCGGAGUCAGGUACUGGCGGCCUGGAAGAGGACGGUGCUCGGCCGGGGCCGCAGGCCGGCGAGGAAGUCCUUCCGAGGUUGGAGACGCUCCUGCAGCCAAGAAAAAGGUCGCGAAGCACCUGCGGCGACUCCGAGGUGGAGGAGGGGUCCCCGGGAAAGCGCCUGGACACAGGUCUCACCAAUGGCUUUGGGGGAGCGAGGAGCGAGCAGGAGCUGGGCGCCCCGGGGAGGAAGGCCACGCCCCGCCGCCGCUGCGCCUCCGAGUCCAGCAUCUCCUCCAGCAGCAGCCCGCUCUGCGAUGCCAGUUUCAGCGCGCCCAAGUGUGGCCGCGGCAAGCCAGCCCUGGUCCGCAGGCACACGCUGGAGGACCGCAGCGAGCUGAUCUCCUGCAUCGAGAACGGCAACUACGCCAAGGCUGCCAGGAUUGCGGCCGAGGUUGGUCAGAACAGCAUGUGGAUUUCAACCGAUGCUGCAGCCUCUGUUCUCGAGCCCCUGAAAGUCGUGUGGGCCAAGUGCAGCGGCUACCCCUCGUACCCGGCCCUGAUCAUUGACCCCAAGAUGCCGCGCGUGCCCGGCCACCACAACGGGGUCACCAUCCCGGCCCCGCCGCUGGACGUGCUGAGGAUAGGCGAGCACAUGCAGACCAAGGCCGACGAGAAGCUCUUCCUCGUCCUCUUUUUCGACAACAAGAGAAGCUGGCAGUGGCUCCCGAAGUCCAAGAUGGUGCCGCUGGGCAUCGACGAGACCAUUGACAAGCUGAAGAUGAUGGAGGGCCGGAGCUCCAGCGUCCGCAAGGCCGUGCGCGUCGCCUUCGACCGCGCCACCACCCACCUGAGCCGCGUGCACGGGGAGCCGGCCAGCGACCUCAGCGACGUCGACUGACCGGCCGCUGCCUGGCACGGGGCGGCUGCGCUGUACAUGCUGUAUACUGGGCAGAGCUUAACUUAUUCUGGUUCGUAGGCGAAGUCGCCCUCUUCCUUCCCAGGGAGGAGGACUUGUUCCCCGUUUCCUAGGCCCCGCCCCGGCCGGGCGCUCUGAGCCCGGCGUGGCCGCGUCGCCGCGUGUGACUCCGCGUCCUCGCAGGUCACCCGCGGGUGCUGCUCGCCUCACUUCCCUUGAUCUGGAGCUUUUUUUUUUUUUUUUAAAGACUUCUGAAUGUUUAAUAAGUUUGUACAUCAUUCUCUUUACACAGAGUACCACUUAUUUAAUAAGACGGGAUGUAAAUUUACGACGACAAAUGUGUAUUUUAAGAAAGAAAAUUACCUUAUUUUGAACGGUACUUUGUGGAAAGAGGUGGAGAAUAAAUUUAUGCCACGCGCAUCACUUGCAAAAAUCACCAAAAACCCUCCGCCGCCCGGGAGGGCCGGGCGGGCACGUCCUCCCGCCAGCCUCCGCCUGCCCGCCCCAGGCUCCCACGGGUGUGCCUCCCAGCGGGUUAUUUAUUGUAGAAAGUGUAUUCAUUUGCUUUAUAAUGAAAAAUAAAUUUGCAAAAGUAUAUUGAUAUGCAUUUUUAUACAGGCACAUAAAAAUUCAACUUACUUUGGGAGCAGGAUGUGUUGGUUGGUGUAUAAAUGACUGGCUGUGUGUUUUUGAUUUUGUAACUUGUAGUCUUUUGUUUACAACGAGGGGCUUUUUCUGUAACUUGUUUUCGUUUAGGAGACUUUGGUAGCAUAGGGACUUUGGAUACUUUUUGUAUGGUACAUGUGAUGUAUAUAGAAUUAGGACUUUAUUUUUAUUUCUAAGAGGUAAAGCAUUAUGUUAGGGGAAACGGCGGGGUGGGUUUCCAAAAUGGCAUUUUUAUAUUAAAAAAUAAAGUCAAGAUUUGGA